Messenger RNA from Cladophialophora psammophila CBS 110553, 498 nucleotides. RefSeq lists its product as uncharacterized. The record is from RefSeq and is a predicted model, not a curated record. Lineage: Eukaryota; Fungi; Ascomycota; Eurotiomycetes; Chaetothyriales; Herpotrichiellaceae. Bases 1 to 498 code for a protein of 165 amino acids. The transcript is spliced from 2 exons.
AUGGCGGCAGAAGUAGCUCGUCUGGGACUGUUCAUCCACAGCGUUGCCAUACGUCCCUCGAACGUUGAAAAAUCAUUAUGGUUCUACAAGACGGUCCUUGGCCUCCAAGAGACCAUGCAUGUAAAGGAGGACUCAUUCGAGAUAUGGUUGCUUGGCUAUCCUGUCGUGAAUGGCUCACAGCGGGAACGCACUACCAUAGAGCUGAUCAAUUCUGCAGUUGAGCCAGUUGCGGCUCACAAAUUCCCGCCUCGUCCCGGCUUCCUGAAGUUGGCCCUUGGAGUUCGAGACAUGUCCGCAUUCGUGGCGCAUAUAAGACAAUUUGAUGUUAGGAUUGUCAAAGAUGUCGAUGCGACUGCGGGACUGGAUGAAGUUGGGUCGUUGAUUGGAUUGGAAACUCAGACGCAGGGACGGAAUGAAACUUUCUUGGAGAUGGUGAAAUCGGUAGUCUUCAUCCAAGAUCCAGAUGGCAACUAUAUAGAGCUUGUCCCUGAGCCUUGA